Messenger RNA from Talpa occidentalis (Iberian mole), 6274 nucleotides. RefSeq names its product HPS4 biogenesis of lysosomal organelles complex 3 subunit 2 (gene HPS4). Gene Ontology annotation, biological process: vesicle-mediated transport. Bases 1066 to 3189 code for a protein of 707 amino acids. The record is from RefSeq and is a predicted model, not a curated record. The transcript has 14 exons. Lineage: Eukaryota; Metazoa; Chordata; Mammalia; Eulipotyphla; Talpidae.
GAACCCGGCGGAGAGCCCCGGUAGAUCCCUGGGCUUUUGCCCACCGGCUUCCAGCCCCCUGGAGCUGAGGCCAGAACCUCCCCGGUGCGGUCGGGAAGUUACCGAUCGCGUCCUGGCCCUUUAUGGUCGUUAGCACCCCUCUUCCUGCCCUGCCGACCCGCAGUUUCCGCUUUCUACACCCCACCUUCUGGCCCCCCUCCGUCUUUGUCAGCCACUUGUUGACUCCUCUGGGUUGCCACUGUUAACUUCCAGGCUGCCAGAUCCUUCUCUGACUCUGGGCACAUCCUGAAACCAACCUUACCCCAGAGCUGUUACCCACUUCUUCUGGACCUUUCUGAGAUAAGAUUGACCUCUGCAGGAUAGGGCCCAAUGCUCUGGGAACAAGGGAUGGAGUGUUUCAGGCUCCUGUUCUUGGUUCCAGGAGUUUAGAUGCUCUUCCACGUGUUUCAUAUAGAAUACCUUGAGAAUGACUCUGGAGGGCCACCCCAAGAUACCUAGAACGGAGAAAAGGUAGAUGUUUACAGGCCAUCAGAGGUGCAGUGUUAGAGAGGAUGUGUGUCCUCUGGUAAAAACUGUUGUGUCCCCAGGAGGAUAACAGAUGGGUCAAGGCACUGGUAUUAGAACAGGAAGCUUCAGAACUUCUAAAAGAACCUUCAGAAUGGCUUUAAACAAGAUAAGCUAGAAAUUGCUUCAGAUCCUGGCCUGCCGCAUGUGUUUCCUCUGUUGGGCUUUCCUAGCAAGAAGCUCUUGGAAAAGGUCAUUCUGCAGUGAGCCUAAGAGCUGAUGCUUAUGGAACUAAAUCAGUGGAUUUGACCUCCUGGUAGACUAUCUUGCUUUAUUGUACUCUCUAUCAGAGUUCUAAGAGGUGUGGAUGGGCUCAUGGACGGGAAGUAGCACUUUCAUGCUGAAUAAAGAUGAAGCAAGUUGACCCGUGAGACUGAAAACUCAAACCUACCAUGCCCGGAUUCUCUAGAUCGGGGAGGAACUGUCAUUACUGCUGGGGAGAAAGAAGCCAUAGUGGAAAAGAAACCCCAAAUAAAGAGAAUGAAGGCGACUGGAGAGUAAAUGGCCACCUCCACCUCAUCAGAGACGAAGUCAGCCUCCUGGUGGAAUUACUUUUUCCUUUAUGAUGGUUCAAAGGUAAAGGGAGAAGGAGAUCCAACCAGAGCUGGCAUCUGUUAUUUUUAUCCUUCCCAGACCCUGCUUGACCAACAGGAGCUGCUCUGUGGACAGAUCGCCGGAGUUGUCCACUGUAUUUCAGACAUUUCCGCCUCUCCCCCAACUCUCAUUCGUCUGCGGAAACUUAAGUUCGCCAUAAAGGUUGACGGAGAUUACCUUUGGGUGCUGGGCUGUGCGGUGGAGCUCCCUGAUGUCAGCUGCAAGCAGUUUCUGGAUCAGCUGAUUGGAUUCUUUCAUUUUUACAAUGGACCUGUUUCUCUGGCUUACAAGAACCGCUCCCAGGAAGAGCUGAGCGCUGAGUGGAACACCUUCAUUGAACAAAUUCUGAGACAUACCAGUGAUCUGCAUAGAAUAUUCAAUUCCCUAUGGAACUUGGACCGAACUAAGGUGGAGCCCCUGUUGUUGCUGAAGGCCGCCCUCAUCCUGCAGACCUGCCAGCGCUCACCUCACAUUCUAGCCGGCUGCAUCCUCUAUAAGGGACUGAUUGUUAGCACACAGCUACCACCUUCCCUCACUGCCAAAGUCCUGCUUCACCGAGCUGCACCUCGAGACCAGAGGAUACCUACAGGAGGGGAUGCCCUGCAGGAACAUGGUGUGGUUCUUCCCCCGAAUGUCCAGAUCAUGCCUGUCUUCCUGACUGAGGAGGAAGCUGUCAGUCUCCAUGAGUUCCCAAGGGAGCACAUGAGUAGUUCUCCUGCACCUUCCUCCAGACUCCAGGAGCACUCAGCCCCACCCCCUCCAGAGGGUUGGAGCCCAUGUGUCCUAAAAGAAAACCCCCCCAAGCAUUUGGAGUCCAUGGCCUGGUCAUCGGCGACCCUCCCGGAACCCAGUCACCCAGAUGUUGCUUGGCCAAAUGGCAAGGGGGAGAAUGGACACUUGCCUGACUGUGACUUGGAGAGCAUCCAGCCUGCUGAAGUUCACAACACCACCAGGGACAACGGUCCCCAUCUCAGCUGUUCCCAGGUGAAGGAACCUGAUUUGUCCAGGGAGAAAGGGGAGGUGGACUUGUGUGAAAUCCACAUUCCAGAAGCUCAGGAAAUGGGAACAUCAGGUCAUUUUGCUGCAUGUGCUUCAGAUGACUCAGGUCCUUGCUGUAAGGAAUCUUCUGGAGACUCAGAUAAUCUGGAACCCCAGCUGCCUGAGGCCUUGCCUGUGGGCCUUUCCUCUCCCUCUCCUCCUGAGAGGCUCUCCCAGAAUGGAACCCUAGGAGAAUUCAAAGGCCUUCCCCAUGAUAGCAGCCAGCCCCAUGUUCCCAGAGAAGAGCACCUCCCUGGAAAGACAAGCAGGGCACUGUCAUCGCCUGGCUUUGACUCCAGGCAGGGAGCUGCUAAGCUUCCUGAGGGAGGACAAGGUGUGGAGUGGUGUGCUGAUGGGGUUCCUGAGAGCCUUGCAGCUCCAGACCCGGAAUGCAGCCCGGGCUCGGCAACCUCACAGGGCAGCAGCCCCUCUGCGGACAGGAUGGACAGUGGGCUAGCUCCGGCCUCCAGCAUGGGGCUUCUGCGGAAGAAUCUCUACACUCACCGUGUUAAAGGGCUGAUGCUGUCUCUGCUGGCUGAGGAGCCACUGCUGGGAGAUGCCGCAGCCAUCGAGGAAGUGUACCACAGCAGCCUGGCGUCCCUGAACGGGCUGGAGGUCCACCUGAAGGAGACGCUGCCCACAGCGGAGGCUACCUCCUCCAGCAGAGCCUACAACUUCACACAUUACGACCGCAUCCAGAACCUGCUGACGGCAAACCUGCCACAGGUGACCACAUCCCAGGAUCGCCGCUUCCUCCAGGCCGUCAGCUGUAUGCAUGCUGACUUUGCCCGGCUACCUGCGCUGUACGAGGUGACUGUCAGAAACGCCUCUACAGCUGUGUACGCCUGUUGCAACCCUGUCCAAGAAACCUAUUUCCAGCAGCUGGUGCCGGCAGUGCGGAGCUUGGGCUUCCCAAGCGCACAGGAUAGUGCCUUCAGCCUGCCGGGCAAAGCCAGGCAGAAGCUGCUAAAGCACGGCGUGAACCUGCUUUGAACCGAGCCACAGUGGGAAGACCGCUGCCCCGGCGAGCAGGCAGAACGCAGAGCCAAGGAAGCUCUGCCUUUUACGUGGAAAAGGCCCUCUCUUUUAUCUUUGGUGGGUUAUUCCUAUUUUUUAAGGAAUGUGUGGUAUCUGUUACUCCUGUGCAGAUUGGGGUGUGAGGGGUGGGUGGUUUCUUCAGAUCACAGACCUAGAGGUCAAGAUGAAGAACUUUCCUUAACUAGCAGUAUUGGGCUGGGUUGGGCACCUGGACUGCUCAUGUCAAAGAGGCACAGGGCCACUGGGUUUCCGUCACACUGGGCCUUCCACCCACACUUCCUGCUGUUCUUCCAUUCUAGCCUUAACUAUUAGCACACAAACUCAGGUUGGCUUUUUUCCAAGAAACUGGUUGUCCCUAGUCCCCAGAGGGCUUGUCCAACCCUGUCUCCCCGGGGGUGGGGGUGGUGGUGUGAGGUGUGCUGCCCAGGUGGGUUUGUGAGCAAGCAGACCAGAUCCCCCACCUCUCGGGGCCGUCAGAGGGGUCGUCCUGGGAGGUCUGCACACUUCAUGCAGGGAGGCAGGCAAGGGUGCCGAAGCUUCCUUGUGGGAAUCUUCUGGAACUUUAUUCAGAAUGAGGCUCCCGUUCUUUGGAAUACCCCAAUGGGGGCAAAUUGUGACAACAUGGAGGGAGAGUCUGGGGUCUUGAAAGCACUAGCGUGCCACGACCAGGGGAGUGGGUGACAACAGACCUGACUGUGCACAUCCAGUUCCUCUUGGGUUCCUGUCCCAAAAUGGGAGUUUCUAAAAUGCUUUGGGGCCAAGGCUGUGUCCUGUGGUGGCUGUUGAAAGGGAACAAUAUUCACUCAUUCUUCUGGCUGGUUAGUACUUAAAAUAUCAGUCGAUUGCAUUGUAGACGAGACGCUUUAUGACAAUAUGAUGCAGCUCCCAGGAAGAAAAUGUUUCCAGAAUCUUAACUGAUGUUUUACUGGAAGCUGAGAUUCUGUUUGAAAACUGUGAUGUUAAUAAUUUCAUGUCAGCGAACAGAUACCUGAGGUUUAUGACAUGGUGUCUUUGUCUUGAAAACAAGUUUGCAAGCACUAAAAAUAAAAUAGCUGAAUCUGCUGUUGAGUUCUGAGUAAUCAAAUAGUGACAUCUCUUGCACAGAGUUGAGGUGAGGGUUAAAUACUGCCUGUACGAGUUUUGUGUGGACGUAGUGCUGAUGCUUAACCCCUCGCACCACCAGGGAGGCCCUGAUCCACUCGUUUCUGCAGCAGAGCUUGGCUCCGUGUCCUGAGCAGAGCUGUGAUGUGACUGUGGCCCAGCAGCUGCUAGGAAGGGGACCUGAGCCCCUUCCUUCCUCGGCCAUGUUUCCCAGGUUCACGAGGCCCCAGAACAUUGUUGAGUGUCAGCCCUAGGCCCACACACUCAAAAUUAUUCUCUAAGCACAAGGCGCGGGGCCAGCGCUGGCCAGGCAGCCCUCUCCCGCCGAAGUGAGCCCCACGCCCUCCCUGCAGUGUACCCAGGGAAAGUGGCCUUUGCAGGACAGCCUGCCUUGCCUUAGUUUACAGCAGACACUAGUGUGCCUCUGUCAUCCUGGACAACAGCCUCAUGUGAGCAGGGGAGAUGGGAGGACAGGAAGUGAAAGGGUGAGCAGCACGAAGGAUUCCUGCUGGGGAGGGGUGUCUGUUCCCUUGGGACAUGGAAGCCCAUUCUACUGCCUCCCCGUGGAGAGAAACACCUGGGUUCCUCUGCUCCUGUACCCUUCACAGCGGAGGUUGUGUCUUGGUUGAAGUCAUCUCUCCUGUCUCUUGGGUGGUCCUCUCUGCUGCAGCAGGGAUGCUCUUCACAGCCCCGAGUUCUUGGUGUUCCCACCCAUACCCUUCAGUGAGGGUGGGCACCCUUGCCCCAGGCCAUGGGACCUAUGGAGUGGGCUGAACGGUGGCCCCCAAUGGGGUCCUGGAAUCCAUGUUAUCUCAUAAAGGUCGUGCAGGUGUAACUGAGUGAAGGUCUUGAGCUUAUCCCAAAUUAUCCAGCCCUAAACACCAUCACAGGUGUGCCUAGAAGAGCGAGCAAGAGAGGGGGCUGUGUAGGUGAUGCAGGGAUUGCAGAGAUGCGGCCGCGAGCCCAGGAGCACGUGGGGCCACCAAUGCCAGGAGAGCAGGAGUGGGCUCUGCCCCGGGCCCCCUUUAGGGAGUGUGACUGUUGAUUUGUUGGUUUAGGUCCAAGGAAACUGAUUUCGGGCUUCUGGCUUCUCAAACUAAAAGAGUAAGGGUUUGCUCUCUUACGUCAUCUGGGUUGCAGCAGUUCGUUACAGCCGCUCGUGAUAGUAACACCAGCUGGCACCUUGAUGAAUCCUGGUGAGUCCAAGCCCCGGCCUUUCAGUGUCUCAACAGGGCACAGAGCAGGGGCGGGGAGUGAGGAGGAUGGGGCACACCACGGAGGGCUGGGGAUUUGUCCCGGAUCCAAGGGGAACCUUUAAGUAGGUUGUAUGGUGCGCAUGUGCCUGCACACGCCUACCCACACGAGGGUAGACCUUGACCUCCACCUCUGAGGCCCUGCGGCCAGGGAGGGUGCUGGCAACAGCCCUGCGUGCACACUGAGGAGCACAGGAACGAGCGUGUGGCCUUUGGUGUCAGAGACGUGGGUUUCCUGCCCAGCUGUAUGGCUUGUGUUGUGGAAACGGGGCCAAGUGACCAUGUCUCCGAAAGUCAGUGUUAUCUUUUUUAAAUGGAGAGGAAAAGGUUAUGUGGGGGUCACACCGCAGACCUCAGAGGUGGAGACCGCCCCUUGAGGUCGUGUGUAGGGAGUCCCGCUGAGCCCUGUGCAGUGAGGCCUGAACGCCCGUCUAGGGUUCAAAAGGCCGCGGAUGCUGAGCUGCGAGCUUGGACACCUGGUCUUUUAUCGCAGCUUGUCCUCCAGCCGACCACAGGACCUUGUUCACGUCAGCUGCCCGCCAGGAGGCUACGUUUUCUAGGGUGACGCACGCGUAACGCCCCUGCAGACCCCAGUGUGGCCUCAUGGUCCCUGGGGUAAUUGUGUAUGUGAAGGAAUGUCAGAGUGUACUCUUGCCUUGAGUCCAGGGAGGCCAGUGCAGGGGCAG